Molecule: messenger RNA, 2997 nt
Organism: Oppia nitens
Lineage: Eukaryota; Metazoa; Arthropoda; Arachnida; Sarcoptiformes; Oppiidae
Gene: ClC-a
Product: chloride channel protein 2-like
Exons: 21
Coding region: 39-2951 (970 amino acids)
Biological process (GO): transmembrane transport; chloride transport
Cellular component (GO): membrane
Molecular function (GO): voltage-gated chloride channel activity
Source: RefSeq, a predicted model, not a curated record
AUUGUUUUUUUUGUUGUUGAAGACAUCCAACGAUAACAAUGGUUGCAAAAACAUCGACAUUAGGUUUUGAACAGACAUUGAUGUAUGGCCAGUAUCGGGAAGAUCUCGGAGAGUAUGCUAAAAGACAGGCAAAAAAGUUGAACAGAGUUAGGAAAAGUGAGGAAAAAAUUUUAGCCCAAAAAGUGUUGAAAAAGUCUGUCUGGAAAAGACAUAUAACAGGAUAUCUAUCGUUUAUAUGGAAAAAAACGUUUGCCCGUAUUGGCGAGGACUGGGUGUUUUUGGCACUGUUAGGCGUUAUUAUGGCACUGUUAAGUUUUAUUAUGGACUAUUGUAUACAUGUUUGCUCAAAGACAAGGAUAUGGCUAUACGAUGACCUAACCGGUGAUAAUAUAUGGAUAAAAUUCAUAGCAUGGGUCACAAUGCCUGUCCUCUUAAUACUGUUUUCAAGCGGAUUUGUACACAUAGUUUCGCCACAGGCGGUUGGUUCGGGUAUUCCCGAAAUGAAAACUAUUUUGAGAGGUGUUAUACUCAAUGAGUAUCUAACGUUUCGGACAUUAGUAGCCAAAAUGAUAGGUCUUACCUCAACAUUGGGUAGUGGACUACCCCUCGGAAAGGAGGGCCCUUUCGUGCACGUGGCCUCAAUAGUGGCCACUUUGUUGUCAAAAUUGAUUACAUCGUUCAAAGGCAUCUACGAGAAUGAGUCGCGAACCGGCGAAAUGUUGGCCGCCGCCUGUGCCGUCGGUGUGGCCUCGACAUUUUACGCACCAAUCGGGGGCGUCCUAUUUUCCAUUGAGGUCACUUCGGUAUUUUUUGCUGUCCGCAACUAUUGGCGCGGGUUUUUCGCUGCCUGUUGUGCGGCGUCUGUCUGGCGGCUGCUGGAGGUCUGGUCCAAGGAUGAAGAGGCGAUUACCGCCUUAUUUAAGACACAUUUCAGAGCCGACUUUCCCUUUGAUCCGCAAGAGUUAUUUGUAUUUUCGUUGAUUGGCGUGGCCUGUGGUUUCGGCGGAGCCGCUUAUGUGACACUACACCGAAAAGUGGUCAACUUUUUCCGGACACGCAAAAGUCUGAGCAAUUUUCUACAGAAAAACCGUUUCCUAUAUCCCGGAUUAGUAACAUUAUUAUUGACAUCGAUAUCGUUUCCACAAUUUUUGGGUCAAUAUAUGGCAACUCAGCUAUCAACACACGACUCAAUACAGGAGAUGUUUAGUAACAUAACGUGGGGUCACAACCAUUCAGAUCCGGUUCGGCUGAAAAUGGUUUACCACUGGUCGACACCCCAAACAUCCAUCUAUUUUAAUCUAUCAUUUUAUAUAAUAAUGACUUUUUGGAUGUCGAUCCUUGCAUCUACCAUUCCCGUACCCAGCGGUACAUUCAUACCCGUAUUCAAAAUUGGUGCCGCUUUUGGCCGAUUAGUCGGUGAAUUCAUGGCCUAUUUGUUUCCGAUGGGCAUAUCGUUUGGCGGCUCUAGAAAUCCUAUAGUGCCCGGAGGUUAUGCAGUAGUGGGUGCUGCAGCAUUUUCAGGUGCCGUCACCCAUACGAUCAGUACUUCGGUAAUAGUAUUUGAAUUGACCGGUCAGAUGACACAUAUCAUACCCGUAAUCAUAGCCGUACUGAUAGCCAAUGCCAUAUCACAGACACUGGAGCUAUCCAUUUAUGAUUCAAUUAUCGAAAUCAAAAAACUACCGUUUCUGCCGCCCAUACUAUCGACGUCAUCGGCCGCCCAUCAUAUAUACGUCAAAGAUAUUAUGGUCAGGGAUGUGGCCUGUAUUUGGCGUAACUGUACCUACAGGGACAUCAAAAACUUGUUACGCGAUCACCGAAAGCUACAGUCGUUUCCGUUGGUCGAGGACAGCGACAAUAUGAUACUGUUGGGUAGCGUCCAGCGCCGUAGUCUAUCGCAUCUGGCCAGUCAACGGCUGAGCCGUGAUCGGCGGCUGCAGGAAGUCAGGCGCCGAUACUCUAUACAGGAUACGCUGAUGAUGGCCGCCGAAAAAGCGGCUGCGGCGGCCACACAGUCACAGGUCAACAACAACAACGAUGGUGGUCAGUAUCAGCAGCAGCCGUCGCCCAACAACACCAACAAUAAGGCACCGCUAAUACCGAAAGAUAGUAAUACACCGGCUGUUAGGCGAAUGUCCCGAUUUGAGGUAACACCAGUUCAUCAGCCACUGACUGCUGGUGGUGGGGGUGGUGGGGGUACGGGUACGGCUACCAGUGCAGCCGGUAAUCGACCGUCRCCUCGGCAACCGGUCAAAUCAAUUUUAAAACAUACCGUUUCAUUCACUUAUUCGCCGCACUCGACGGUUACCUAUACGACAGCCCAGGAUUCCCGUUUACGGCACGCGUUUGAAAAUAUAUUUCUCAAAAGUCUUAAACUUCAAGACGCAAAUCCAGAUAAGAGUGAAAAUUCGGAUAAUAAACCUCAACGUCCMGUUCCCUCRCAUAACUUGCACCGGAGGGUCCAAUUACCUCGGGAACGGGUGAUCGACAUGUCUCAGGAGGAACAGGCCGUCUGGGAGGAGGAACAGUUAAACUCGAUGGUCGACUUUAGCACCUGCCAGAUUGAUCCGGCACCAUUUCAAUUGGUCGAAAAAACGACCUUGCUGAAAGUUUAUUCAAUAUUUUCGAUGUUGGGUCUGACCCAUGCCUACGUAACAUCCAUUGGCCGAUUGGUCGGUGUAGUGGCGCUCAAGGAUCUGAGGAUAGCCAUCGAACAGAUGAAUCAGGGAAUACUGGUACCGGUGCCCAACCAAUCCGUCCAAAUUACCGAUCCGACCGGCAUUAUUAUCAAUGGCAAUGGCCUCCGAUCAUCCGAAUCGGAUAUCCAUUACGAAGAUACUAUAACAUCGGUGGCCACUAACGACUCUGAGUUUACUACUAGCCGUGACCGUGACCGUGACGGAGGAAAGUCGGUCAGAGAUAAGGAGGAAAUGGAGACACACACUGUCUGAUUGAUUAAUUAAUUAGUUUUUUUUGUUUGUUGGCAAUAACUGGUCA